GUUUUAUCAGGCUUUGGUUUCACGCGACCCACCUUCUCCUUCCCUAUGUAUCUCCAGUCUACUUCCUCCAAGUUCACAUUUGAAACUUGAACAAAACAAAAACCAAGAGAAAAAGAAAACCCAGAAAGAUGUCGUGGCAGACCUAUGUAGAUGACCACUUGAUGUGCGAGAUAGACGGCCUGCACCUCACUGCUGCAGCUAUCAUCGGCCAAGACGGUACCGUUUGGGCCCAGAGCGCUAACUUCCCUCAGUUAAAGCCUGAGGAGAUAACAGGCAUUAUGAAUGACUUUGCUGAACCUGGAACUCUUGCGCCUACUGGCUUAUUCCUUGGUGGUGUGAAAUAUAUGGUGAUCCAAGGAGAACCAGGAGCCGUUAUACGGGGAAAGAAGGGUUCUGGUGGUGUUACUGUCAAGAAGACCAAUCAGGCCUUGAUUAUUGGUAUAUAUGAUGAGCCUCUGACUCCUGGUCAGUGCAACAUUAUUGUCGAAAGGCUGGGUGAUUAUCUAAUUGACCAAGGUCUGUAAUCGCUUAAUCGCUUAAGCAUUUUAUUGAUACUGGAGAAUUAAGUGUGAGAGUCAAGUGUCAUGAUGGUACUUAAGAAAUUGAGAGACAUGGUUGCUCUUCAAAUCUGUACCCUUAUUUUCUCAAGACUUGUGAUUUGAAUUGUGUUGAUUUUGUGAUGUGAGUAAAAGUGUUUUUGUUAGACCAA
Mangifera indica (mango) is the source of this 709-nucleotide messenger RNA. Its product is annotated as profilin-1-like. Lineage: Eukaryota; Viridiplantae; Streptophyta; Magnoliopsida; Sapindales; Anacardiaceae. Gene Ontology annotation, cellular component: cell cortex. The record is from RefSeq and is a predicted model, not a curated record. The coding region runs from base 129 to 524 and encodes 131 amino acids. The transcript has 3 exons. Gene Ontology annotation, molecular function: actin monomer binding.